Prionailurus viverrinus (fishing cat) is the source of this 1221-nucleotide messenger RNA. Its product is annotated as epididymal-specific lipocalin-10-like. Bases 222 to 452 code for a protein of 76 amino acids. The transcript has 5 exons. The record is from RefSeq and is a predicted model, not a curated record. NCBI's taxonomy places the organism in Eukaryota, Metazoa, Chordata, Mammalia, Carnivora, Felidae.
GAGGCUGGAGAUGGGACCGGGGAGGCUGGUGUCCACGCUGGUCCUGGCGUUCGUGCUGGCCAUGGGGUCCCGGCCACAGGAACAGCUGCCCAGGGAGGCCCACAGCCUCAACUGGAACAAGACACACGAGGAAGCUGGGGGCAUCCAGGGUGAAGUUUCACAAAGUGGGCCAGCUGAAGGUGGUCCUGGCCUUUAGCCGGUCACAGGGGUGCCAGCCACACAUGUUACUUCUUUGGAAAGAUGGGAAGAAGGCGAUGUUCAGGAACACACGCAGACGGAACACGUCCAGCUUCCCGAGCAUGAAAAGACUCGUAGACACAUGUGAGACUUUGGAGCUCGCCGAUGGUGCGACCGUUCUUCCGAAAGACGGUGACGUGUGGUCGGGAGCCACCCCCCCGCCGCCCGCCGCCCGCCACUGUCCAGCCCCCUGUGCGCACGCCAUCCUGCCCUGAGGGCCACCACCUUUACUUUGGGGCUCCGCUCGUGGUCCUCCGAGACCCCGGGAGCGUUCUUCGCGGUUCCGGGAGUUCGCAUCCCGCGGCUUGCUGAGAGGUGUCUGGUGACCCCAGGCCGCUGAUGGGGUGAAGGCCAGGGACCAUGGCUCUAGCCCAAGAGGGAUCCUUGACGAUCCUCAGGAGCUGGGGAUAGGAGGGCACGUGCUGGCCGGCAGGGAGAUGCCAGUCCUGGCCCGUCAGCUAGUGCCCUCCAGGCGCCACAGCCGAGAAGGGCUGUCACCUCCUGUCUGCUGGGAAUAGACCUCGGACCGGUCCCGCGUAAUCCUCGCCGCGUGUCUUCUCCGCAGUGAGUCUGCGCACCGCUCCCUGCGCUCCCCGACACCCCACACUUCCCCAGGAAGCCGCUCACUCCUUCGGGAAACACGUAUAAGCACCCGUGACACGCCAGGCACGUGCUUGCUGCUGGCGAGAGGGCAGUGAGCAAAAUGGGCAGAGGUACUUUCAGAGACUCGUUGCCUUGUCGGGAGGGGCCCACACCGUGUGGUCACCCAGGCACGGUCACAGGCUCCGAGAGGUACAUAGAGACCAGUGCAAAAUGGCAAGAGCUCUGACUCGUCCCAGGGAGGGCAGGAGCAGUCAGGGAAGGCUUCUUGGAGGAAGGGACAUCCUGCUGAGGGGUGAAAGCCUGGCUGUUAAGUUUGAUGCGGUGGGGGAGCAGGGCAUCACUGAAAGAUGAAAAACCCCAGAGGGGGUCUGCCCCCAAGAC